CGAAACCCUCGUCCCCCUCACACUCCACACCCACAGAAAAAUUAAUAGUUUUAAGGAAGAAGAAAAGGAAGAAUUCUCCGGAGAAGAUCCUCUUCUGGUGAUUUUAGGAAUAUAUUUAUUGUGGUCGCAUGAUUUAUUAGUUACAUGCAAGAGAUGACAGUUAUUGGGAGAUUUUCCGGGAUGGCAGUUGAUGCUCAUAUAUUGCUUUCAAGAGUUUGGGCAGCAUUAAACUGAGUGGAAUUUUUUAAGGUUUAGAGCAUGGCUCAACAGUCCUCGCGGCUCCAUCGGUUGCUCACGUUGUUGGACACGGGUUCGACCCAAGCCACAAGGUUUUCUGCAGCAAGGCAGAUAGGGGAAAUUGCGAAAUCACAUCCUCAGGACCUGAAUGCUCUUUUAAGUAAGGUGUCACAGUAUCUACGUAGUAAAAAGUGGGACACAAGAGUAGCAGCUGCACAUGCUAUUGGGGCUAUUGCAGAUAAUAUCAAACAUACAACUUUGACUGAACUUUCCAGCUCUGUUGAGGCGAAGAUGUUAGAAGCUGGUAUAUGUGCCACCUUUGAUGAUGUAGUGCCUUGGCCCAACCACCAUUCGAAAUUUGGAACAGGGACUUCUUUCAGAAGUUUUGACCUAAACAAGGUGUUGGAGUUUGGGGCUCUGGUGGCGUCUGGCGGUCAGGAAUUUGAUAUUGCAAGUGACAACUGUAAGAAUCCCAAGGAACGAUUGGCUCGGCAGAAACAAAAUCUUAAGCGUCGAUUGGGUUUAGACAUGUGUGAGCAAUUCAUGGAUGUCAGUGAUGUGAUAAGAGAUGAAGACCUUAUUAUGCACAAGAUUAAUUACCCCGGGAAUGGAAUUGUGACUCAGUAUUUCUCCACACAUCCUUUACGCAAUAUCCAACAACUUGUGACAAGCAUGGUACCCACGUCUAGAUCUAGGAGGCCCAGUGCCAGGGAGCUGAAUCUCUUAAAACGAAAGGCAAAAAAUAAUUCAAAAGACCAACCUAAAGGGUGGCCGAAAGAUGGGGAUACAGAAGGAAUGCAAUCACAUGAUAUGGUGUCACCAAAGAGCAUUUCUAUGGACUCUUCAACCUCACAUAAGCAAGUUACAGAUUCCAUUUCUGAUGAUGAGAGUUUUGAGAAUGAUGGAGAUGGGGGUUGGCCUUUCCAAAGUUUUGUUGAUCAACUGCUCAUUGAUAUGUUUGACCCUGUUUGGGAAGUUCGCCAUGGCAGUAUCAUGGCUCUUAGGGAGAUAUUAACCUAUCAAGGAGCUAAUGCGGGAAUCCUUAUGCCUGAAGUCAGCUGCCCUGUUGCAUUGAUUUCUAACUUGAAAGAUAAAGAUAAUGAAUCUGCAGUGAAAAGAGAGAGGGAAAUCGAUUUGAAUAUACAAGUUUCACUGGAUGAGGCAGAGCCAGUUCCAAAGAGGCCAAAAUUUGAAGAUGCAUCAUUUCCAGUGAGUGACUCCAGAGACGGAGAUCUGGAAAUUAGUGCAAAAGCUGAUGGAGAUGGAGCACAAAUCCCUCCUAUGCAUGCAAAUGGAGGAAUCGAUGUUAGUUUGGUGAAGCUGGAAUCUGAAUCCAUUAUUGACAGUGGUUAUCAUUCUACUAAUGAUGCUACAUUUGCUAAGGAUUACUCUGAAGGCAAUGUAUCUUUGGAGAAGAUGAAUAUAUUGAAAACUCUUCCUGAAAACUCUGAACUCAUGAACUUCGUCAAAGAUGCGAGGAGUUCUUGGCUUCGAAAUUGUGAAUUUCUACAAGAUUGUGCAAUUCGCUUCUUGUGUGUCUUGACUCUGGACAGGUUUGGAGACUAUGUCUCUGAUCAGGUCGUUGCUCCAGUAAGGGAAACCUGUGCUCAAGCUUUGGGUGCUGUUCUCAAGUACAUGCAUCCGGCAUUAGUUCAAGAGACUUUGAACAUUUUGUUGCAAAUGCAGCGUAGACCAGAAUGGGAGAUUCGUCAUGGCAGUCUUUUGGGCAUCAAAUAUUUGGUUGCCGUCCGACAGGAGAUGCUCCAUGAUUUACUUGGUCCUGUUCUUCCUGCUUGUAAAACUGGGCUUGAAGAUCCCGAUGAUGAUGUGAGAGCAGUUGCGGCAGAGGCCCUGAUACCAACUUCAGCUGCUAUUGUUUCUCUCAAGGGUUCAAUCUUGCAUUCUAUUAUUAUGUUGCUUUGGGACAUUUUGCUUGACCUGGAUGAUUUGAGUCCCUCAACGAGCAGUGUAAUGAAUCUGUUAGCAGAAAUCUAUUCCCAGGAGCAGAUGAUUCCAAAGACUUUUGGUACCUUUGGCUCCACAGAGAAACCGGAGCUUGACCUUAAUGAAAUUGGUCAGUCGGAUGAUCUUGAAGAAGGAAUGAGUUCUCUGGAAAACCCCUAUAUGCUAUCAACACUGGCACCAAGAUUAUGGCCCUUUAUGAGACAUAGUAUCACAUCAGUCCGUUUAUCAGCAAUUCGCACCUUGGAACGUUUGCUUGAAGCUGGUUAUAGAAGGAGCAACACUGAUGAGUGCAGCUCAUUUUGGCCUUCUUUUAUAGUUGGUGACACCCUGAGGAUUGUUUUCCAGAACUUGUUGCUUGAAUCGAAUGAGGAGAUUCUGCAGUGCUCAGAGAGGGUUUGGAAUCUGUUACUCAAAUGCCAGGUGCAGGACUUAGAAAAUGCUGCAAAGUUAUAUUUCUCUUCGUGGAUUGAGCUUGCUACUACUCCAUAUGGCUCUCCAUUGGAUGCUACAAAAAUGUUUUGGCCUGUAGCUCUGCCUCGUAAAAGUCAUUUCAAAGCUGCAGCUAAAAUGAAAGCAGUUAAGCUGGAAAAUGAAAACUACAAGAAUAAGGCCUUAGAAUCUGUGGAAAGCAUGUUAGCUGAGCAAAAUGGAGAUGCUUCUGCAAAUUCCAUGAAGAUUGUUGUUGGUGCUGAUUUGGAUAUAUCAGUAACUUAUACAAGAGUAGUUACAGCAACAGCUCUUGGUGUGCUGGCCUCUAAGUUAAAUGGAUCACCGUUGCAGUAUGUUGUUGAGCCGUUGUGGAAGGGAUUGACUUCUUUGUCCGGAGUUCAGCGGCAGGUGGUUUCGAUGGUUCUUAUAUCUUGGUUUAAAGAAUUGAGGCAGUUUCCAAAGUCUGAUGAAGCUGUUGCUGGCAUUUCAAGUAAAUUUAGGCUGUGUUUGUUAGAUCUGUUAGCUUGCAGCAACCCUGCGGUUCCUACCAAAGAUUCACAUCUACCUUAUGCUGAACUCUCAAGAACAUAUAGUAAGAUGCGAAAUGAGGCCAACCAGUUGUAUAAUGCUACAGAGGCAUCUGGCAUGUACAAUGAUCUCUUGUCAUCUGUCAAAGUGGAUAUAGAAAAUUUGACAGUGGAUGAAGCUGUGAAUUUUGCAUCACACCUCGCAUUUAUGGGUAAUGGUAACUCUGGGCCAGAAUCUGAUGGAAGGAACUUAUUUGAGGAAUUAGAGUCUUUAAAACAAAAGCUUUUGACGACUGCUGGGUAUCUGAAAUGUGUUCAGAAUAAUCUGCAUCUUACUGUGUCAGCUUUAUUAGCAGCUGCAGUUGUUUGGAUGUCAGAGCUUCCAGCAAAACUCAACCCAAUUAUUUUGCCUCUAAUGUCCUCCAUUAAAAGAGAACAGGAGGAAAUACUACAAAAUAAGGCUGCUGAAGCUCUGGCAGAGCUCAUCCAUCACUGCAUUGAACGCAAACCAGGUCCCAAUGACAAGCUUAUCAAGAACCUUUGCAGUCUUGUAUGCAUGGAUCCUCGUGAAACACCCCAGGCUGGAGCCCUAAGUUCUGUUGAGAUAAUUGAGGAUCAAGAUCUUCUAUCCUUUGGAAGUAGCAGCAGUCGACAAAAAUCAAAAGUUAAUAUGUUCUCUGCUGGUGAAGACCGAUCAAAGGUUGAAGGUUUCAUUAGCAGACGUGGGUCUGAACUUGCACUGAAAUACUUAUGCAUGAAGUUUGGUGGUUCUUUGUUUGACAGACUUCCUAAGAUCUGGCAUUGCCUUGUUGAGGUUCUUAAGCCUUGUAAUCUUGAAGGUCUAACCCCAGAAGAUGAGAAGCUGAUUGAUCAAUCUAUUGAUUCGAUUACCGAUCCUCAAAUUUUGAUAAACAAUAUUCAAGUGGUACGUUCAAUUGCUCCUUUUCUGGAGGCUACACUGAGGCCGAAACUGCUCACUCUUCUGCCAUGUAUUUUCGGAUGUGUUAGACAUUCUCAUAUUGCUGUAAGAUUAUCGGCAUCAAGAUGUAUCACGGCAAUGGCCAAGUCAAUGACUUUGGAUGUUAUGGGAGCUCUUAUUGAGAAUGUUGUACCUAUGUUAGGUGAUAUGACAUCUGUACAUGCCAGACAAGGAGCAGGCAUGCUUGUUAGCCUGCUUGUACAGGGAUUGGGUUUGGAACUUGUCCCAUAUGCUCCUUUGUUGGUAGUUCCUCUUUUGAGGUGCAUGAGUGACUGUGAUCAUUCUGUCAGACAGAGUGUCACACAUAGUUUUGCUGCUCUGGUGCCUCUUCUUCCACUAGCACGAGGUAUCCCUCCACCUGUUGGCCUGACUGACCGUUUGUCUAGAAAUAAAGAAGAUGCACAAUUUUUGGAGCAACUAGUUGACAAUUCUCACAUUGAUGAUUACAAACUCGCCUUUGAACUCAAGGUGACUCUGAGGAGGUAUCAACAGGAAGGUAUAAACUGGCUAGCAUUUUUAAAGCGGUUUAACCUUCAUGGCAUCUUAUGUGAUGAUAUGGGCCUUGGUAAGACCCUUCAAGCGUCAUCAAUUGUGGCAUCUGAUAUAGCAGAGCACAUUGCUGCAAAUAAAGGCGAAGACUUGCCACCUUCCUUAAUUAUAUGUCCGUCAACCCUUGUUGGACACUGGGUCUACGAGAUAGAGAAGUUCAUCGAUCCUUCUCUUUUAACAACGGUUCAAUACAUUGGUUCUGCUCAAGAGCGCUCUUCUUUGAGAUCACAGUUUAACAAGCACAAUGCAAUCGUUACAUCGUACGAUGUUGUCCGUAAAGAUAUUGAUUAUCUCAAACAGCUUUUUUGGAAUUACUGUAUCCUAGAUGAAGGACAUAUCAUAAAAAACUCAAAGUCCAAAGUCACGAGUGCUGUGAAGCAACUUAAAGCCAAGCACCGCCUCAUAUUGAGUGGAACACCAAUCCAGAACAAUGUGUUGGAUCUGUGGUCUCUUUUUGACUUCCUUAUGCCAGGCUUUCUUGGAACAGAAAGACAGUUUCAAGCCACUUACGGCAAACCUUUGUUAGCAGCUAGGGAUCCUAAAUGUUCAGCAAAAGAUGCUGAAGCAGGGGUACUAGCCAUGGAAGCAUUGCACAAGCAGGUCAUGCCUUUCCUUCUACGACGUACAAAAGAUGAAGUUUUGUCUGAUCUACCUGAGAAGAUUAUUCAGGAUAGAUAUUGUGACUUGAGUCCUGUACAGCUGAAAUUGUAUGAACAGUUUUCGGGUUCACACGUAAAGCAAGAGAUCUCAACUAUGGUCAAGUUAAAUGACGAUGCAGGAGGGCCUCCCAAAGCAUCUUCGCAUGUUUUCCAGGCACUUCAAUACUUGUUGAAACUUUGUAGUCAUCCAUUACUUGUUGUUGGUGAAAAAAUUCCGGACUCACUCUUACCUAUGCUGUCAGAAGUUGUUCCUGCAAAUUCCGAUAUCGCUUCAGAGCUUCAUAAAAUACAUCAUUCGCCUAAACUUGUUGCUCUUCAGGAGAUAAUGGAAGAGUGUGGAAUAGGUGUGGAUGCAUCUAGUUCUGAAGGCACUAUUACUGUCGGACAGCACAGAGUUCUGAUAUUUGCACAACAUAAAGCCCUCCUGGACAUUAUUGAAAAAGACUUGUUUCAAGCUCAUAUGAAAAAUGUUACAUAUUUGCGGUUGGAUGGCUCAGUUGAACCUGAAAAGCGCUUUGAAAUUGUUAAAGCUUUCAACUCAGACCCUACAAUUGAUGCUCUGCUGCUCACAACACAUGUUGGUGGGCUUGGUUUAAACUUGACAUCCGCUGAUACCCUUGUUUUUAUGGAGCAUGACUGGAAUCCCAUGAGAGAUCAUCAGGCCAUGGACAGAGCGCACAGGUUAGGUCAGCGCAAAGUUGUUAAUGUACAUCGUCUUAUCAUGCGAGGCACCUUGGAGGAGAAAGUUAUGAGUCUCCAGAAGUUCAAAGUUUCAAUAGCUAAUGCCAUCAUAAACGCAGACAAUGCAAGCAUGAAUACAAUGAACACAGAUCAGUUACUGGAUCUGUUUACUUCCGCAGACGGCAAAAAGGGUGGAAGAAUGUCAAAAUCUUCGACGCAAUCAGACAUGGAUACAAAAUUACCGGUCAAGGGAAAGGGACUAAAGGCCAUUCUUGGUGGACUGGAAGAGCUCUGGGACCAUUCACAGUAUACCGAAGAGUACGAUCUAAACCAAUUUUUGGCGAAGCUAAACGGCUGAAUCAAUCACAAGAUUACAUGAUCUCUCGAGAUUUUGGGAGUAGAGGAUGCGUCGAGCAUGCAGGCACAGUGUAUAUUCUUCAAGUCGCAGCUCAUUGAAUUAUCAAAAAAGAAAGGGGGAAAAAAAAAAAAAAAGCUCAUUGACAAUUUUGACAGUUAGCUCUAGUUAUCUUUUCCCUUCAUUUUCCUUCUCAAUUUCCUAAUUUUAGCAGUUCCAUUGGCGCAUUUUAGUGCUUGCGGGAAGCCAUGUGGUAGUUUAGUUCUUGGCAAUGCAAGCCAAUGCAAAUAUAGCUGAGGGAGGUUACAAUCAACAAUCUGUAAAUUUUGGAUACUGUAUAUACAUUCAGAUAUUCUUGAUUUACAGUCAAUAUUCCCAAUA
Molecule: messenger RNA, 6762 nt
Organism: Sesamum indicum (sesame)
Lineage: Eukaryota; Viridiplantae; Streptophyta; Magnoliopsida; Lamiales; Pedaliaceae
Gene: RGD3
Product: ROOT GROWTH DEFECTIVE 3
Molecular function (GO): DNA binding; ATP binding; TBP-class protein binding
Source: RefSeq, a predicted model, not a curated record